Dimorphilus gyrociliatus is the source of this 1138-nucleotide messenger RNA. The record is from the annotation of a GenBank genome assembly. Lineage: Eukaryota; Metazoa; Annelida; Polychaeta; Dinophilidae.
UUAUUUCGCUUCUGGGUGAUCAUUAGUCAUAUUAGAGCAUCCAAGUCUGACAGUUCUUGGAUAUACACACUUAAGUUAUAUCGUUUGAAAUAAAUUUAUUCAAAUGGCUCAUUGCGAUGCGUUCCUGCGAACUCACCUUCACGAUUACGUGAAUCCUGAUGUCAGUAAGAGAGAUAUAUCCUCUGCUUUAGCUGCUUUUACGGAUUUAAGGCCUCACAGAAGUACAUUUGUUCACAAUGAUGGUAGACAAGAGGAAUUGGUCAACAUAGAUGGAACAAUACCAGUCAACUAUAAGCGAGUGACAUACAAUAUUCCAAUAUGUAUUUACCUGGCAAAAAAUCAUCCAGCUGAACCUCCAAUGGGUUUUGUCAAACCAACGCAAGCAAUGAGCAUAAAGCCUGGUAAACACGUUGACUCUAGUGGAAGAAUUUAUCUGCCCUAUCUUCAUGAAUGGACUCCACACAGCAGUGACCUGAUGGGUAUGAUUAGUAUAUUAACCAUUGUUUUUGGAGAAGAAUCUCCUGUAUUUUCAAAGGCGGUGUCGACUCCUUACCCGACAACCGUUCCACCAACUAUACCAAUUCCCACAGUAUAUCCUGAACCUUUUAAACAAAGCGACGGCACUGAUCUGGAAAGGCAAAUAAAAGCUUCUUUGCAGUCUUCAGUUGAAGAAAAUGUAAACAGACGAGUAGGUGAAAUUUGGGCCCAAGUCGAUGCUGAAAUGACGACCUUAAGAAAAACUCAUGAAGAUUUGGAACAAGGAAAGCAACGGCUAGAUGAAAUGUUAAAGAAAUCUGAUAGAGAAACUGAUAAAGUUAAACAAGCAUCUGCAGUCCUAUUAGAAAAACAUGCUCAGAUUAACGAAGCUAUUACCCAAUUAGAGAAUAGAGAUAAGGUAGACAUAGAUUCUGCAAUCGUUCCAUCGACACCAUUGUACAAACAACUCUUGAAUGCUUUUGCCGAAGAACAAGCAGUUGAAGAUGCUAUUUUCCUGCUGGCUGAAGGUUUAAAGAAGCACACAAUAGACUUAGAUGUGUUUUUGAAGGAAGUUCGUGAAUUAUCUAGAAGGCAAUUCCUUUUGAGAGCAACAGUCCAAAAAUGUCGACAGGUGGCUAAGCUACCUCCCCUAACUGUAUAA